This is a messenger RNA of Malania oleifera, 1837 nucleotides long. Its product is annotated as transcription factor GTE1. The transcript is spliced from 9 exons. The record is from RefSeq and is a predicted model, not a curated record. Lineage: Eukaryota; Viridiplantae; Streptophyta; Magnoliopsida; Santalales; Ximeniaceae. Gene Ontology annotation, molecular function: protein binding. The coding region runs from base 280 to 1455 and encodes 391 amino acids.
AUUGGGGUUUAAGGCUUAGGCAAUACAGUGGACAAAAAUGGAAUUAGGGCUUAUGAUUUUCUCUUUUCAAAUUUAUGUGACUUCCUGUCUUCAUUAUUAGUUUUGUAUCUCCUUCUUCCUCCUCCUAUAAAUUUUCGUGAUCUAUGAGAAAGGGCUUACCAGUGUGGUAAGCUGAUGCCCCGUGCAAAUUGUUUCUGCGUUUGGGAUUUGAAGCCUUGGAUUUAGACUUGGCUCGUCCCCUCUCUCUCUAUCUCUCUCUCUCUCAUUGUUGGGACUAGCAUGGUUUCACAAGUUAAUUUCAGUCAUUCCCUGUUGGAAUGUCAGGUGGAACCCAUGAAUACAUCAAUGCCAGAUAUCAGAGAUUUGGGACCACAGAAGGCUGAAAGUAAUGUCAUAGAAGUAGAGAGUUUUCAACAUCAAGUUGAUGAAAUGUUUGUGAAAGUUGAUAAGCUUGAGCAGAGAUUGAAUGAGGUUGAACUAUUCUAUCUGACUGCAAGUAAAAAGCAACUGAGUGGUACUAGAGGCAGCUCAGUUGUAAAGGAGAAAGACAAGGAAAAAAAUAUUCUGGGCAUUAAAAAGCACCAGCAGGAGGCAUCACAAAGGGAGGCAGCUGCUGCAAAGAGAAUGCAAGAGCUUAUGCGCCAGUUUGCCACAAUAUUACGUCAGAUCACCCAGCACAAGUGGGCAUGGCCUUUUAUGCAGCCAGUAGAUGUCGAAGGUCUUGGUUUGCACGACUACUAUGAGGUUAUUGAGAAGCCCAUGGACUUCAGUACAAUAAAAAAUCAAAUGGAGGCCAAGGAUGGUACUGGAUAUAAGAAUGUCCGGGAGAUUUGUGCUGAUGUAAGGCUGGUUUUCAAGAAUGCAAUGAAAUAUAAUGAUGAAAAGAGUGAUGUUCACGUAAUGGCUGAUACAUUGAUGAAAAAAUUUGAGGAAAAAUGGCUGCAAUUUUUGCCCAAAGUAGCUGAUGAGGAAAAAAAACGAGAAGACGAGGAAGCAGAGCUGCAGUUGGAACUGCAGCUUGCUGAGGAGGCUGCUCAUGCUAAAAUGGCAAGGGAUAUAAGUAAUGAGCUCUAUGACAUUGAUAUGCAUUUGGAAGAGCUUAGAGAAUUGGUGGUUCAAAAGUGCAGAAAAAUGUCUACUGAAGAAAAAAGAAAACUUGGGGCAGCUCUCACUCGACUUUCUCCUGAAGAUCUCAGCAAGGCACUGGAGAUCGUUGCUCAGAACAAUGCAAGUUUCCAAGCAACUGCAGAAGAGGUGGACCUUGACAUUGAUGCUCAGAGUGAAUCCACAUUAUGGAGGUUAAAGGUGUUUGUAAAGGAGGCAGUAGCAGUUGGUAAGAGCUCUCCAAGCACCUGUGGCAACAAUGACAACACCAACAGCAAUUCCAAAAGAAAAAAUGAAAUUUGUGAUGCUGUAGCCAAGACUGCCAAGAAAAAGAGUAAAAAGCCGUCAUAAAAUAUUUGAUGAAUGAUAGAGCAGUGGAGCUUGGUUAAGCUGUUCGGUUGGUUGCAAUCCUUGUGAAUCAGUUGCCAAUGGUUACUCUUGCCACUUCUCCGGGGAAAAAAGGGUGGGCAGAGGGGUGUGUACUGAAAGGCUCUUUCGAUAAUAGUGUGCUGUUUUAUUGCAACUAAAUCAAGGUCAUCAUUGAAAAUUUAUUGGGCGUCCUUGGUUUUCAUAGAUUUGUAAUCUUGCAGGGAUUUUGAAUUAGUCUGUGAUUUUGAAAAUUUCUACUGCCCUCUUGGCCAGCGUCUGUAAAGCUUGUAGUUACUAGCAAACAUGCAGAUUGGCAGAGCUGGGAAGAGAAAAUGACAAGGUAGAGUGGUAAUGUAUCUAUCCA